Messenger RNA from Papaver somniferum (opium poppy), 2602 nucleotides. Its product is annotated as sulfite exporter TauE/SafE family protein 4-like. Gene Ontology annotation, cellular component: membrane; Cul4A-RING E3 ubiquitin ligase complex. The transcript has 12 exons. Gene Ontology annotation, biological process: protein ubiquitination. Bases 750 to 2201 code for a protein of 483 amino acids. Lineage: Eukaryota; Viridiplantae; Streptophyta; Magnoliopsida; Ranunculales; Papaveraceae. The record is from RefSeq and is a predicted model, not a curated record.
AUUAUUUUCUCGGGAUAUUCUUUAUUUCCGGUUAACUGAAGUCCAGUGACAGAGAUAAGACGACCCUUUAUUUUAUUAAAGUGGUAAAGUUACCGGAGACAUGAAUAACUCGUUGACACCAAAUUUUUUACCCAUCAAAGACAUUACACGGUUUGACAUACUGCAGCAACACUGUAGAGUUUGCAUAUUUUGAUGAUUAUUUUUUGUCACAGAAACGUGCAAGUAAUUAAUUUAUAAACAGAGAGGAGUAAAUAGCCGAAAGAGAGAGUUUGGCUCUGUUUGGGUGUUCUUUUCUUGAUGAAACACCGUCUAGUAAUUGGGUGAUGAGGUGUUUGAACUGAAACAAGCAACUAAUGGCACCACAUGUUGACAGACUUGUUAUAGAGUCCAAAUUGGACUCUUCUUAUUAUAACUCUCUCCUGUCUCUGUCUCUCUAUAACUCUCUGCAAUAUAUAUCUCUUCGUGGGAUAAGCAUGUGCAGAUGGCAGAUUUAUGGUUUUAGAAUCAGAUUCAUGAUCAAGGGUCCCUCCUUUUACUGCAAACGACAAUAAAACAUUCACCUUCUUGGAACCAUCCUCUGUCUCACUCCCAUCUCUCUCUAUUUCUCAAUUGAGUUUUCAGUUAAAUUUGCUAAUAUAGUCUGGUUUAUUUUUGUUCAGAAGAAGAAGUGCUUAAGAGGAUCUUGAGACGGUGGUGGUGGGCAGUGGUUCUAUUCUUGGGAAGAAGCUAAGUGAUUAGGUAGCUUUGCCAUGGCAACGAAAGGAUUUGUAGUGUAUCUUCUCACAUGUUUCUCUAUUGCUAUUCUAUCGACUUUCUUCAUUAGCUCACCAUCAUUCAAUAACCAUGUUCUUCAACUUCUUAAUCAAGAAGAACCUCAUAUUGUGUUAUCUACUUUUAAAUACUCGAACCUAACGUAUUCGAGUAAUGGGUCUUACUCGGCUCAAGAGAAUGGACGGGAUAUCAAGGUUUGGCCGCCGCUUGAAUUCAAUUGGAGAAGUGUAUUGGCAACUAUAAUUGGAUUUCUUGGUUCUGGUUUUGGGACCGUAGGUGGUGUUGGAGGUGGUGGGAUUUUUGUUCCUAUGCUGAAUUUGAUUGUUGGAUUCGAUACCAAGUCUGCCGCUGCUCUUUCGAAAUGUAUGAUUAUGGGUGCAUCAUGCUCAUCAGUUUGGUAUAAUCUAAGAGUACCUCAUCCAACAAAAGACGUUCCAAUUAUCGAUUACGAUCUUGCUCUUGUUUUCCAACCGAUGCUUAUGCUUGGAAUCACACUUGGUGUUGCACUAAGUGUUGUUUUUCCUUACUGGCUCAUCACCAUUCUCAUUAUCAUUCUUUUCUUGGGGACAUCAUCAAGGUCAUUCUUCAAAGGAAUUGAAAUGUGGAAACAAGAAACAAUCUUCAAUUCAGAAGAAGAGAAGAAGCAGAAUGCUAAUCCGUUGCAUAACUCCAAUGGCGAACUUCUGAUCGACACAGAAUAUGAACCACUGGUUCCUAGAGAAGAGAAAUCCAAACUACAAAUUUUACUGUUCAAUCUUAGAUGGAAAAGAACCCUGGCAUUGGCGAUUGUCUGGGUUGCAUUUUUGCUCUGUCAAAUGAUAAAGAACGAAACAGAGGUUUGCAGUGCAUGGUAUUGGACACUAAACCUUCUACAAUUUCCUGUGGCUCUCAGUGUGUUUGGAUAUGGAGCAGCAAGAUUGUAUAGAGAGAGUAAGAGGAGAAGAGCAUGUGGUAACAGUGAACCAGUUUGUGAAGCUAAUAUUCAAUGGACUGCACUUCAGAUUGCUUUUUGUGCACUCUGUGGGAUUUUAGGAGGUACAGUUGGUGGACUUUUAGGGUCAGGUGGUGGUUUCAUUCUAGGCCCUCUUCUUCUUGAACUCGCAGUCAUUCCUCAGGUGGCAAGUGCAACUGCAACUUUUGUGAUGAUGUUUUCAUCAUCCAUUUCUGUGGUAGAGUUCUACUUUCUCAAGAGGUUCCCAAUUCCAUACGCUCUAUAUCUUAUUGCAGUAUCUGUAGCCGCUGGAUUUUGGGGGCAAUGUUUCAUUAGGAAACUAAUUGCCAUACUGAAAAGAGCUUCAAUCAUUAUAUUCAUUUUGUCUGCAGUCAUCUUUGCAAGUGCUCUAACAAUGGGUGUUGUGGGGAUCCAGAAGAGCUUGAGUAUGAUACAUAAUCACGAGUACAUGGGAUUUUUGAACUUCUGUGAAAACUGAAAUCAUUCAUGGAAUUCUUCAAGGCUGAAGCUAGAGAAGACAUUAAAAUAGAUAGGUCGCGUUAUUCAAUUCCAGGGAACGCAGGACAACGAAAGGUGUUGGUCAAUACCUUAUUGACUAACCCCACGGAUACACUGCUAAGAAGGUAAUAAAAAGUUAGUAUUGAUAUUGUUGGUUAAAUGGUGAUUUUUUUGGGUGUCUGCUGAUUGAUGCAGCCUCGCCUUUAUUAUUGUUCGUCUGGAUCUUAAUUUAUUAGACUUAUACACAUUGUCCAAAAUGUAAGCAUUUUGUGUUUUUAUGAAUGAUAUAAAUACAUAUGUGGAAAAACCACCAAAAAGAAAAAAUGGUUGGAUAUAUAUGGCAAGCCUCUAUAGGCCUGGCCUUGUGUCUCUUAUGUCUCA